AGGCCCAGAGGACGCUUGCCCAAGAUCACAGCCCGAGUCAGCAAUACAGGCAAGACUGGAUCUGAGUCCCCCGCUGCAGGAUGUGUACCACCCUGUCUUCAGCUAUGGCAUUAGCUUCCUUUGCACUGACGCCUUAGGCCCUCAGAGGGUGAGGCCAGGACGAAGCAGAGGCGGUGUCACUCCACACCCCCUCUCUUUCCUCCCCUGACUAAGUUUCUCUGGCUUUCCUGAGGCUGUAGUGUUAAUCUGGGGGGCUCUGAGCCCUGGGCUGGCAGCAGAAAUAUGAGGAUCCAGAGCCUCCUCCUCCUGGGAGUCCUCCUGGCUGUGGGGAGUCAGCUGCCUGCUGCCUUUGGCAGGAAGAAGGGAGAGAAAUCGGGGGGCUGCCCGCCAGAUGAUGGGCCCUGCCUCCUGUCGGUGCCUGACCAGUGCAUGGAAGACAGCCAGUGUCCCUUUACCAGGAAGUGCUGCUACAGGGCUUGCUUCCGCCAGUGUGUCCCCAGGAUCUCUGUGAAGCUGGGCAGCUGCCCAGAGGACCAACUGCAAUGCCUCAGUCCCAUGAACCACCUGUGUCACAAGGACGCAGACUGCUCCGGCAAGAAGCGGUGCUGCCCCAGCGCCUGCGGCCGGGAUUGCCGCGAUCCUGCCAGAGGCUAAUUCUGAUUUAGGACCUGUGGCUCUGCACCUCAGGUGGGAACCAAUGGAAAGAGUUCACCAUGAUGGGAGGUCUGGGAACCUGCCGCUGACAGCACUAUCUCUACCAGCGGUGGUUCCAGCUUUCUGAUGAACACUGACCUGCUGUCACUUCCCUGCAACCCACCCACCCCUGGUUUCUCCUCCUAGGAGUCAAGGUCCAUAGUCUGACCUCGGAGGAAGGCGCCUUUAUCACCCCAGUACCCUGCACCGCUGCUACCUGGGCAUCCCCCCCCCCCGACACUUUCACGCCUCUCUGUACAUGCUGCUUCCUCCACAAAAAAUGCCCAAUUCAGGCAGAUCCUGACCUCUCCCUCAGGCAGCCCAACCACCCAGAAUGAAUAUUCUAACAGAGUUUUCCAAGCCUCAGUCAUUCACCUCUUUCACGAUUUUCGCCAUGCCUACAAAACAGCAUGAUGACGGGUUGCGUGCUGCCUGUACCACCAUCUACUUAAUGUUUUCUUUAAGUGACUCACUUUUGUAUAUAAAUAAAUGCAUUUCAAAA
Messenger RNA from Callithrix jacchus (white-tufted-ear marmoset), 1195 nucleotides. RefSeq names its product WAP four-disulfide core domain 5 (gene WFDC5). The record is from RefSeq and is a predicted model, not a curated record. NCBI's taxonomy places the organism in Eukaryota, Metazoa, Chordata, Mammalia, Primates, Cebidae. Gene Ontology annotation, biological process: innate immune response; antibacterial humoral response. Gene Ontology annotation, cellular component: extracellular region. Gene Ontology annotation, molecular function: serine-type endopeptidase inhibitor activity.